Messenger RNA from Lucilia sericata (common green bottle fly), 1256 nucleotides. It is a transcript of the gene Mettl5, whose product is annotated as rRNA N6-adenosine-methyltransferase METTL5. Gene Ontology annotation, biological process: rRNA methylation. Gene Ontology annotation, molecular function: rRNA (adenine-N6-)-methyltransferase activity; nucleic acid binding. NCBI's taxonomy places the organism in Eukaryota, Metazoa, Arthropoda, Insecta, Diptera, Calliphoridae. The record is from RefSeq and is a predicted model, not a curated record. The transcript is spliced from 6 exons. The coding region runs from base 496 to 1143 and encodes 215 amino acids.
AAGUUUGCUGUGACUUUUAACUAAAAAUCAUUUUAUUUAUAGUUUUUUGUUAAUUUAUUUGUGCUAAACAUAUAUUUGAUGGCUUUUCCUACACUAGGAGCACAACAAGAAACAAAUCGUAAAAUUCUGGAAGAUUUACAAUUAAAACGACAACUUUUACAAAAAGGCGUUAAUCCAGUGGCGGAUAUUAAUCUAGGUACCGGUCUCUCUACACCUCUCAACCAGAUGCCCACUACACAGUUGUUGGGUCAACCAACGGAUUUUCCGCAGACCAGCAGUGCCAUAACAGUGCCACGCUCAGUCUUUAAUCCUACAAGUGCCACCACAUUGGGCUAUUUUAUUAGCCAGGACUCGCAUUACGGCAACUCCUUCAUACCGGUCUUACCCCGUUUGGAUCCCGUACCUGCCAAUCAUACCGCUAAAUAGGGUUAACUGCAAAAAACAUCUUUACAAUUUUCUUCUAAUUAUUCUAAAGUAGUGUGUAAAUUUUCAAAAAUGGCUCGUAUGAGGAUGAAAAAAUUGGAGGAAUAUUUGUCGGGAGUAGAUGGUUUUGAGAAGCCCAAAAUAAAAUUGGAACAAUAUCCUACACCGCCACAUAUAGCUAGCUGUGUUUUAUAUAAUAUACAAGCUCAAUUUGAGGACUUGGAAGGUAAAUUAGUGGGAGAUCUUGGUGCUGGCUGUGGCAUGUUAAGCAUAGGUUCAUUUCUUUUGGGUGCUCAACUGACGGUAGGCUUUGAAUUGGAUCCGGAUGCUAUAGAUGUUUUUCGUUAUAAUGUUUCGGAAAUGGAACUGCCCGCUAUAGAUUGUGUACAGGCAAAUGUUUUACAAUUGCCCGGCACUAAAUGGGAAAAUUGUUUUGAUACUGUUGUGACUAAUCCACCAUUUGGUACGAAAAAUAAUGUUGGCAUGGAUAUGCGUUUCAUAGAAACUGGCAUGCAUUUGGCCACUACGGCUGUAUACUCAUUACAUAAAACUUCAACUAGGGACUACAUACUUAAAAAAUCCAAAGAAUGGAAUGUCAAGGGACAAGUCGUUGCCGAACUUAAAUAUAACAUUGAAGCCAGCUAUAAAUUUCAUAAAAACAAAUCUGUAGAUAUUGAAGUUGAUUUUUGGCGUUUCGAUGUAACCGAUAAGGAAAUCUAGCUGUAAUUUUGUUAUAUAGAAAAAGUCUCUACAACUAAAUAUAAUUCCAGAAAAAGAAAAUUUAUUUUAAAAAUUUACAAAAAACAUAAAAAUUAAAAACCUAUAAAGAAUGC